This is a messenger RNA of Drosophila eugracilis, 804 nucleotides long. RefSeq lists its product as uncharacterized. The record is from RefSeq and is a predicted model, not a curated record. The coding region runs from base 60 to 755 and encodes 231 amino acids. NCBI's taxonomy places the organism in Eukaryota, Metazoa, Arthropoda, Insecta, Diptera, Drosophilidae. The transcript is spliced from 3 exons.
UAUAAAAGGCACUGUAACUUGGCAGAUUCAGUAGAUUCAAAGUAAUUCAAGUUUCUAAGAUGCAGCUCUUCACUCGAGUUAUCCUUUUGGCUGUGACCCUGUUCAGCGUCAGCGCUGUGCCUCGUUUCACUGAGGAUGUGGGUCUCGAGCAGGUCCUUUUCCGCAUGGUCGUUGGUGAGGCUGAGGGACGAGCCCUGACUCCCGCUGCCCAGACCUGUGCCAACAACUACUUGAACACCACCCAGAAGAAUGGCGAUAAGUUGGCCAAUGCCACCAAUGCCUGCGAAGAGGCAGCCAACCGCACCAAGGUGUCCUACACCCAGACCAGCAACACCACCAUCAACCAGAUCCGCCUCCAGCUAUUGACCUUGGAGCAGAACCUCCAACUGUGCCGCAACGAGACGGAUGCAGCCCUUUUCCUGAACUGCACUGUUUCCACUUUUGACAAGAACCUGCAGCUUUUGGACACCUCCAACUCUCAGGCCUACCAGACUCAGUCUCAGUUCUCGAACAACUCCACCCAGGUGGCUGCUGAAAAGACCAGCUGCAUUGGCGCUGCCGUUAGCGAGGCCAAGGUUCAGUCUAUCCAGGCAGCCAAUGACUUCAAUACCUGCUUGGACAAGAUCGCUGCCCAGCGGGAGAUUCCCCAACAGAAGGUCGAACAGCAGCAGCCAGUGAGGCCCGCAGAGGUGCCCAAGGAGCCAGUUCUUGAGUGGCCUCAGCAGCAGUUCCAGGAUCAGGGUUUAACUAACUAAGUUAAAAGGAAAUUAAGAAACAAUAAACAGUUUAAAUGCAAAGAAAUAA